CCCAUUCCAACGCCAAUUCUUCAAUCUGGAGAUUUAAAAGAGAAGAAAUGAAGAAAUGUGAGCUUUGCAACAAGGUGGCAAGAAUGUACUGUGAAUCCGACGAAGCGAGCCUGUGCUGGACUUGCGAUUUGAGGGUCCACACCGCGAACUUCCUUGUGGCGAAGCACACGAGAACUCUUCUCUGCCACGCCUGCCAGUCUCCGACUCCAUGGACUGGCUCUGGCCCCAGGCUCGGCCCCACUGUGUCAGUCUGUGAGGCCUGUGCCAAUGGCCUGAGAGACGAAGAUGAAGAUGAAGAUGAAGAUGAAGAUGACAAAGACAGUGAUAGCGAAAACCAAGUUGUGCCUUUGUCUUUGCCUCCCCCUUUCGCCUCGGCUUCUUCGACUUCCUCCGCCAAGGCAAAAAGAUGAGAUCAUGGAUGUGGUGAUAGCACAAGAUGAAGACAACAACUUUGGCUUAAUUAAUCAUGUUUUUCAUGUGUAUUAUUGACUCAAUGACUUGUUGUAAUAGUUUAGAGCAACCACCAAGAGUGUACUUAAUUUAAUCACUUUAAUGUUAUGCUUAAUUGUUCAAGAAUCCUAAUUACAAGGACUU
Messenger RNA from Salvia splendens (bonfire salvia), 594 nucleotides. Its product is annotated as putative zinc finger protein CONSTANS-LIKE 11. The transcript has 2 exons. Bases 48 to 410 code for a protein of 120 amino acids. Lineage: Eukaryota; Viridiplantae; Streptophyta; Magnoliopsida; Lamiales; Lamiaceae. The record is from RefSeq and is a predicted model, not a curated record. Gene Ontology annotation, molecular function: zinc ion binding.